CUUCCAGUUCCUGGGCUCGGCAAUUGUAUAGUCCCGGGCUCGCUGCCGUGUUCAUCUACACUAUUUAAACCAGAGCUGACUACACAUCAAUUGGCUUAUACUCCUCUCUGACUGUAAAGCAAUCCUGGUGUUCACAGUAGCAGCAACAGUCGAUUGAAACCAGCCGCGUGAUGAGGAUCUUCCACUUUAUUAAUACUGCCUUGGUCUGCAGCGCCAAUGCUUUGAAGUUCAUGGGAAACGACGCGCUGGCUGCUGAAGGUGCUAUCAAACUUGGACUGCAUCUCGCAGGAAAUGGAUUUCCGAGCCCGGGCGCUUGCACACUAGAAAGACUAUCCAUCCGCAGAGAAUGGGCGACACUGUCCCCCAAAGAAAGAAUAGCGUUCACUGAUGCCGUCAAUUGCCUCCAUGAGCUGCCAGCAAAGACCCCCGCUUCCGUUGCACCUGGCGCAAAGAGCCGUUUCGACGACCUUGUAGUAACACACAUCCAGCAGUCAUACAUGAUCCAUGGUACUGGCAGGUUCCUGACAUGGCACCGAUACUUUACCUGGACAUUUGAACAAAUGCUAAGAGAGGAGUGCGGCUAUAAGGGGACAUUUCCUUACUACAACUGGGCUCACUACGCCGAAGACCCGAAAAGCGGUCCAUACUUUGAUGGCAGUGCCUCCAGCAUGUCUGGUGAUGGCGUGUAUAUUCCAGGCCGAAACUCUUCUUGCUUUCCAUGGGAUGGCAUUACUGGCCCGUGCUACAUGCACCUCCAGCCCGGCACAGGUGGUGGAUGUGUCACCUCUGGUCCUUUCAGAGACUUCAAGGUCAACAUGGGACCACUCCAAAGUAUGCUUCAAAUCCCAGGCGGUCUCCCAAAGAACCCCCAAGCCGACGGUCUCGGCUACAACCCACGGUGUCUGUCCCGCGACAUCUCCCUGCAAGCCGCCAAUGCUACCUCUGACUACGAAGUCGUGAGCUUGAUAAAAAAUCACAACGACAUCGCAUCGUUCCAAACAGUGUAUCAGGGCGAAUUCGCCAAGGGCGUCAUGGGUGUACACACAGGCGGCCACUACACCAUAGGCGGCGAUGCCGGAUCUGAUUUUUUCAACUCACCCGCCGACCCAGCCUUCUACCCUCAUCACGGAAUGAUCGAUCGCGUCUGGUGGACGUGGCAGAACCUGGAUCUCAAAACCCGCGGAAGGGCGUUUGCAGGUUCUGCUGGCUCGCUCCUGGACGUGAACCCCAGAAACAUUACACUGGAUGAUGUGCUAGUUAUGGGACCCUAUGUUGGGUACCCGAAUCUGACGAUCGGUGACGCUUUGAGCACGGUUGGAGGCCCUUUCUGCUAUAUUUACGCGUAGGUCCUAUGAUGGAGCAAAAUUGUUCGAGUCAUCAAAAUUCUGCGAGCUAAUCGUAGCAAAUGAAACGCAAUCACACGCAAAGCUUCUACUAGCGCUUGAUUUUGGUCCUUCAGUGACCCUAUUGCUGAGCCCAGGAACCAUGGGAUCUGAAGCAGGGUGACUCCCACAAACUUACUGGACCCUUUGGGUGUCACAGAUUCCGGGUAGUACUUAUGACGUCUUUUGAUCUUACACAGGUACAUCUUCGUUACCACACCGUGCGAUAAAUUACCCGGUUCAUUCUAGUCAAGACUAGCUCCUUGUACCCUGAGCCCCAUCCGUUUUCAACUCAUCCCAAUAUUCCUUUCUUUCUGUAGACUCUUCCUCAGAAAUUACAGCACGUUUCCUUGC
Messenger RNA from Boeremia exigua, 1736 nucleotides. RefSeq lists its product as uncharacterized. Bases 171 to 1346 code for a protein of 391 amino acids. The record is from RefSeq and is a predicted model, not a curated record. Gene Ontology annotation, molecular function: oxidoreductase activity. The transcript is spliced from 5 exons. NCBI's taxonomy places the organism in Eukaryota, Fungi, Ascomycota, Dothideomycetes, Pleosporales, Didymellaceae.